GCCGCCUCCUCACUCUCACUCUCUCCUGUGCCUGCCAAACCUGCGACCAAACAAAUACAACAUCCCAACAGCCAUGACCUCCGCUGCGCAGCCCAUCUUCUCCAAGGGAGAGGACUGCAAGUCCUCCUGGCACGACGCCAACGCCGGGUACAAUGAGACCGACACGCACUUGGAGAUCAUGGGCAAGCCCGUGAUGGAGCGCUGGGAAACCCCGUACAUGCACUCUCUGGCAACGGUGGCCGCCUCGAAAGGCGGUCGGGUGCUGGAGAUUGGUUUUGGCAUGGCUAUCGCUGCCACCAAACUGGAGUCAUUCCCCAUCGAGGAGCACUGGAUCAUCGAGUGCAACGAUGGCGUCUUUGGCCGACUGGAGACCUGGGCCAAGUCUCAGCCACACAAGGUCGUUCCUCUGAAGGGCCUCUGGGAGAACGUUGUUCCCACGCUGCCAGACAAUCACUUUGAUGGUAUCCUGUACGACACGUACCCGCUAUCAGAGGACAAAUGGCACACUCAUCAGUUUGACUUCAUCAAGGGUCACGCUCACAGGCUGCUGAAACCCGGCGGCGUGCUCACCUACUGCAACCUGACCUCCUGGGGCGAGCUGCUCAAGACCAAAUAUGACAACAUUGAGAAAAUGUUUGAGGAGUCUCAGGUGCCUCAUCUGCUUCAAGCCGGCUUCAAGAAGGAGAAGAUUAGCACCACCACCAUGGACAUUGCACCACCCAGCGAAUGCAAAUACUACUCCUUCAAGAAGAUGAUCACCCCCACUAUUGUGAAAGAAUAAAGUCCAAACACACUGCUGCAGCUUUUUUAUACUCUUAACGUGCCUUCCCCCACUCACCUCAACCCCCUGAUACUAAUUCCACUUUAUUUUACAGUUACAUAUUUUAAUAAACCCAAAUUCACCCACCCCAUCUCAGUGUAAAGGUUCUUGCUUUUAUUUUAAAGCAAGCAUUUUCAAGGUUGAUGUGAGUGAUUGAUGUGGGUCAUGUCGCUGCGGUGUUUCAGAGUUGUAUCCACCGAUGUAUUUCAGUUACAGCAAUACUUUGUUACAGGUUUAGUAUCACAUGUUCACUAGUAUUUUCAGAGGUGCCUUUGGUCAAAUGUCUGUUUUUUUUUCAGCCAAGUGGUGAAGGAAGUGUUCACGUCCUAAAGUAGAAGUACUAAUAGAAGAUGUGUUGAUUCACAUGAAUGUAAAAGUUCACAAGGAAAAUGCUAAAUAAACACUUUGUGUACUCUGGA
This is a messenger RNA of Cololabis saira (Pacific saury), 1239 nucleotides long. RefSeq names its product guanidinoacetate N-methyltransferase (gene gamt). Lineage: Eukaryota; Metazoa; Chordata; Actinopteri; Beloniformes; Belonidae. The coding region runs from base 74 to 781 and encodes 235 amino acids. The record is from RefSeq and is a predicted model, not a curated record. The transcript has 6 exons. Gene Ontology annotation, cellular component: nucleus; cytoplasm. Gene Ontology annotation, biological process: creatine biosynthetic process. Gene Ontology annotation, molecular function: guanidinoacetate N-methyltransferase activity.